Messenger RNA from Fraxinus pennsylvanica, 336 nucleotides. NCBI's taxonomy places the organism in Eukaryota, Viridiplantae, Streptophyta, Magnoliopsida, Lamiales, Oleaceae. The record is from the annotation of a GenBank genome assembly.
AUGAUGACUUCGAGGGAUUGUCUUGUCGAUUCUCCUUCAAGCUUAAAUAAUUCUGAGUCUAUUAUGGGAGGUGAAGUUCAAGUUUCGACGCAAUCUAACAAGAAAGUGUAUCUGUCUUCUCCUGAUCAUGCCCAUACUGGAUAUUUUACACCAAGAAUCAGUUUCUCUAUAGGGGAACUGGAUAAGAUUGAUGAAUCAGAAGAAGAAGAAGAGUUAUCUUUGAUCAGUCGAAAAGGGAAUUUGGAGAAGAAGAGGGUGAGAUUCAAGUUGCCCGAGGAAGCUGACAUGACAUUAUUAACUUUUACUCUGCAAAAGAAACAUUCCAAGUAUGCAUAA